CGUUCUUGUCAGAGUCGCCGCCAGUGGGCCGCCUGUUAUCUAUUACCAUUGAAGUGCAUAUUUACUUUGGUCAAGAUUAAGAUGCAAGAUACUUGGCAGAUUUCAAUUUUUUCAGUUAUUUUUAUCGGUUGCGCCCCUAUUCUUCUCUUGUGGUUUGUUCCAGUUGCUUCUUUUAAAGUCCUUAAAACCCGCCAGGCGUUUUUAAAUAUUUUACUGGCUUUUGCUUGUGGCGGACUUUUGGGCGAUGUCUUUUUACAUCUGUUGCCACACUCUUUUCAACCCCACUCUUUUUCCAUUAUGUCCCCUUCGCCGGAAGCUUCAUCUCUAGAAAACCGCUUAAAUAAUAUACCGGUCGGGUUUUCUCUGAUCGCGGGUCUUUUAUCUUUCUUCCUUCUUGAAAAGUUGUUGCGAAAUUUCCAAGGUACAAGUAGCUCACAAACUAAAUAUGCUAAAGGCAAAAGUUUGAAAGAGAGGAAAUUUUCACUUCCUCCAGUUAAAGUUGUUGGCUAUUUGAACCUACUUGCCGACUUUGUCCAUAAUUUUACGGACGGUUUAACAAUAAGCGCCUCGUAUCUAUUCAGCGCGAAACUUGGCUUUCUUACAACUCUCGCUGUAUUUGUUCACGAAAUUCCUCACGAGCUUGGGGACUUUGCCAUACUUCUCCAAGCUGGAUUAACUAAGAAGCAGGCUAUGUGGGCGCAAGUGCUUACAGCGUUUGGUUCCCUUCUAGGCGCAGUGCUUGGCCUGUCGGUGGAAGAUGCCGUGCCAGCCCGCCUUGUCUUAGCUUUCACGUCGGGUGGCUUCCUAUACGUGGCACUGACUGCAAUCUUCCCUGAGCUUUUGAAAUACUGCACUUUCAGGCAGACUUUUUAUGAGACGCUCGCUUUUCUUUUCGGCGUAGUGCUGAUGGCCUUGGCGGGUAUUGUCGAGUAAGGAAGGACUUAAGUCAUUUAUGCUCUUCUUAUGAAUGGGCAAUAGAACAGGCAAUCGCAAUUUAAUACAAUAUUAGCCUACAAGGGGGAAGAGAAAUACUUGAAU
Molecule: messenger RNA, 1038 nt
Organism: Zophobas morio
Lineage: Eukaryota; Metazoa; Arthropoda; Insecta; Coleoptera; Tenebrionidae
Product: zinc transporter zipt-7.2-like
Exons: 11
Coding region: 82-933 (283 amino acids)
Biological process (GO): zinc ion transmembrane transport; intracellular zinc ion homeostasis
Cellular component (GO): membrane
Molecular function (GO): zinc ion transmembrane transporter activity
Source: RefSeq, a predicted model, not a curated record